ACAGCACCCAGGAAGUGGCUGAGGGGAGCUGUGCAGAGCAGCACUGGCCAUGGGGAUAGCAGCCGCAGCCCUUUUGGUACUGCUCAGUCUAAGAGUGACUAUUUGUGAUGCUGAGGACACCUGCUCAGAGGUGAGAAUAGUGGGCCUGCGUGAUGCUGAUCGACUUGCCAUUCUUCAAGGAUGUCCAGGGAUCCCAGGUGUCUCUGGCCCAAAAGGAGAAGCAGGUCUCCCAGGAACAAAAGGAGAAAUGGGAGACCAGGGAUUCCCCGGGAAAGCAGGACCACCUGGUGCAAAAGGAGCGGCUGGAGAGCCCGGCUUCCCAGGACUGAAAGGAACAAAAGGAGAGCCUGGAUUUCCAGAAAUAUGGGAACCGGGGAACUGCCAAGAACUGUUGGCCAAAGGGAAGAUUUUGAGUGGCUGGUACACAAUCUACCCCCAAGACUGCAAUGCCACUACCGUCUUCUGUGACAUGGACACGGAUGGUGGGGGAUGGAUUGUUUUUCAGAGGCGCUGGGAUGGGUCAGUGAACUUCUUGCGAGAUUGGGAUUCAUACAAACGAGGCUUUGGCAACCAGCUGACGGAGUUCUGGAUGGGGAAUGACAACAUCCACUUCCUCACCUCUCUGGGACCCUGUGAACUCCGUGUUGACCUCAGAGACUUUGAAAACAACUACUAUUUUGCCAAGUAUGCUUCAUUCAGAGUUUUAGGAGAGUCAGAGAAAUACAGACUGAUUCUAGGAGACUUCCUUGGUGGAAACGCUGGGGACUCUUUAUCGUACCACAGGGACAUGCCAUUUUCAACAACAGAUCACGACAAUGAUAUGAGUUCCUUUAACUGUGCCACAGAAUAUAAGGGAGCGUGGUGGUACAAUGACUGCCAUUACUCCAACCUGAAUGGGAUGUACUGGAUGGGUGUGCAUGGGAGCUAUGCUGAUGGCAUCAACUGGAAGACAGGCAAAGAAUACCACUACUCCUAUAAGCAAACGGAAAUGAAGUUCAGGCCAGUUUAACAUGGUGACAGGGUACCUGACUAGGUCCAAGAGGUGCCACUCACCCACCAACAGAAGACACAAAACA
Camarhynchus parvulus is the source of this 1076-nucleotide messenger RNA. It is a transcript of the gene FCN2, whose product is annotated as ficolin 2. The record is from RefSeq and is a predicted model, not a curated record. The transcript has 9 exons. Lineage: Eukaryota; Metazoa; Chordata; Aves; Passeriformes; Thraupidae. The coding region runs from base 50 to 1009 and encodes 319 amino acids.